Molecule: messenger RNA, 231 nt
Organism: Pyricularia pennisetigena
Lineage: Eukaryota; Fungi; Ascomycota; Sordariomycetes; Magnaporthales; Pyriculariaceae
Exons: 1
Coding region: 1-231 (76 amino acids)
Source: RefSeq, a predicted model, not a curated record
AUGAGCUCGCCUCUGGACACCAGCUUCGUGCCUGUCGAGUUGGAGAUUGCCGGCUCCGCGACUGUUGAGAAGUCGACUGCCGGCGCUGUGGCUGACGCCCCCGGCACCGUGAGGCCUUGGGCGAACACGGCCAGCGCGACGACGGUGGUGGCGGCGGUGGUGAUGCCGGGGGUCUUCAUCUCUGUGACCUUUGGUGGGGUUUUGAGGGAUAUCGGUGCUUUUCAGGACUGA